Molecule: messenger RNA, 2424 nt
Organism: Penicillium odoratum
Lineage: Eukaryota; Fungi; Ascomycota; Eurotiomycetes; Eurotiales; Aspergillaceae
Product: serine/threonine-protein kinase
Exons: 6
Coding region: 1-2424 (807 amino acids)
Biological process (GO): intracellular signal transduction; protein phosphorylation
Cellular component (GO): cytoplasm
Molecular function (GO): protein serine/threonine kinase activity; ATP binding
Source: RefSeq, a predicted model, not a curated record
AUGGACGGUUGUCCUGAGACUCCCUAUGAGAUCUCUGCGGAGCCCAUGGUGGAAUCGCCAGUUGGGCCGGAAGACCCACCGCCACCCCCAACCCGAGUCGAUUCAGCCGCAUCCUACGAAAGCCUUGAUCGGCAUCGGCGAAGAAAUCCUCGAACAAGACGUCCGGUGAAGGAAACGCUGGAUGCUCGCUCCCAAUACACGACAAGCCAAGACGAUGGCACCGCGGAACACCACAUCAAUCAAUACCUCAUCAAGCAAGAGAUUGGACGAGGAUCCUUUGGCGCGGUCCAUCUGGCGGCUGAUCAAUAUGGGAAUGAAUAUGCAGUGAAAGAGUUUUCCAAGUCUCGACUGAGGAAACGCGCGCAAUCGCAUAUGUUGCGACGACCACGAGGACCUCGACGACAUGGUACCGGUCUCAACCUCCCCAAUUCGCCAAUGCAUCGGCAUCCAUCCGAAGAUGACAAUGAGAAUGCAACAAACUCACUCUAUUUGAUCAAGGAGGAGAUUGCGAUCAUGAAGAAGUUGAACCACAACAACUUGGUAUCACUGAUCGAAGUAUUGGACGAUCCGACCGAAGACUCCCUCUAUAUGGUCAUGGAAAUGUGCAAGAAGGGCGUGGUGAUGAAAGUCGGAUUAGAGGAACGAUGUGAUCCUUAUGAUGACGAGCUCUGUCGAUGCUGGUUCCGUGAUUUGAUCUUGGGUAUUGAAUACUUGCACGCGCAGGGUAUCGUCCAUCGCGAUAUCAAACCAGACAAUUGUCUCGUGACUAGUGAUGAUGUGCUCAAAGUGGUUGAUUUUGGUGUUUCGGAGAUGUUUGCAAAGGACUCGGACAUGUAUACGGCCAAGUCCGCUGGCUCUCCUGCGUUUCUGCCCCCUGAGCUAUGCGUUGUGAAGCACGGCGAUGUCUCUGGAAAGGCAACAGAUAUUUGGUCCAUGGGCGUGACUCUUUAUUGUCUCCGAUACGGAAAGUUGCCAUUCGAGAAGGCCAGCAUUUUUGAGUUAUACGAGAGCAUCAGAAAUGACCCGGUGGUAUGCGAAGAUGAGCAGGACGAGCGUUUCACGGAUUUGAUGGACCGUCUUUUGGAGAAAGACCCUGCAAAGCGAAUCGAUAUGCAGAGUUUGCGAGCACACCCGUGGGUGACAAUGAAUGGAGCCGAUCCUCUUCUCUCCGAAGAGGAGAAUACUGCCCAUAACGUCGAACCGCCAACCGAGGAAGAGAUGAACGCUGCCAUUACCAAAAAAAUGGGCCACGUUAUGACACUGAUGAAAGCCGUCAAGAACUUCAAGCGUCUCGUGGAUCCAAACAAGUCGAAUCCAGUCAUGCAAAGCAUCCUUGGUGGAGAUCACGAAGCGCACUUUGUCGAGCCACCCAUGGAAAUGGAUCCCGACGAGGAGUUCCCAGCCAUUGGACUGGAUGAAAAUGCUUUGACUGCCCACUCAGGUCUCCGGAAGACAUUAGGGCGAUACCCUGUGCUCGCUGGAGAUCGACGAGACAACUCGUGGACAAGCGACUCGGCCAGUUUUUCGUCUCGACCAGGCCAAAGCCCUGUUGGUAGCAAACGACCCAGUGGUGUCUUUGAGCCAGAACGGAAAGACUCUGGGUCACGCAGUGGUCGGUCCCCAGCAGAUUUCACGCACGAGGCAAGGCAAUCGCAGUCGGGAUCCCCACUGCCACCUUCCCGAGCCAGCUCAGCAACCACCAAACGGAGUGUUGAAGGAACUCGGGGUCAUGCACGGGAUCCAUUGGAGGAAGAAUUCCCAUAUCUUCACAUCGGGCCAUCCACAUACACGGGCUCCUCACAGGAACCCACGGAUCUCAAUAUUGGAAGCGAUCCUGCCCCUCUUGUUGCUGAGCCAGAUAGCAUGAACGACCUGGAUCCAGACUCGGUCGGACCGGUGCAUAUUGUUAGCGAAUCACCGGGAGCAGCCGAGUUUGACAUUUAUGACACGGCCUAUCGGCAGGAACUCGAGCGGAUCAACAACUCCAAUAAUGGCGUCGGUCCGAGGGUGUACCUGACACGGCGCAUUGAGAACAAAGACGAGGUGAUGAACUUUGCCAAGGAAAAGGCGAUCGACUUGCAGACUGGGACCAAGAAGCUUCUCUCUUCCCCAGCUAGAGGCCCGUCCUCGGCGAUUAGUGCAGCCGUGAAUCUGCUUCGGAAUCAGAUAGAACAGAAAAAAGAAGCAGAUACCAAAGAGACACAACAGGGACAAGAGCAGGAAAAGGAACGUCCGAUAACCACCGAACGGCGGGGGUCCAACCCACCUGUAUCAUCGAUCCUGUCGCAAUCCAUCCCAACCCCCGAAGCUUCGUCUUUCGAGGCAACAGGGGUAUCCGUCCCGGAGGCUUCAACUAGCGAAGACUCCAAGGCUCAGUUGCGACGAUUUCUUGGCCGUGUUCGUGAGAAGAUUGGGGAAGAAUGA